Aspergillus terreus NIH2624 is the source of this 1464-nucleotide messenger RNA. Its product is annotated as MFS transporter. The coding region runs from base 1 to 1464 and encodes 487 amino acids. Gene Ontology annotation, molecular function: transmembrane transporter activity. The record is from RefSeq and is a predicted model, not a curated record. Gene Ontology annotation, biological process: transmembrane transport. NCBI's taxonomy places the organism in Eukaryota, Fungi, Ascomycota, Eurotiomycetes, Eurotiales, Aspergillaceae. The transcript is spliced from 4 exons.
AUGGGUGAGAAGAUACAGUCGGAGGACUCGAGCCUAUCUCAGGCACGACAUGAGCAAGAUCCAGCUUUCGAGGUGGUCUGGGAGGAAAAUGACCGCGAAAAUCCUAAGAAUUGGCCAUUAUGGUAUAAAAGCUUCAUUAUAGGGACUGUCUCCUUUACAACCACUAUCGUGGUUCUAUACUCUACAUCAUAUACUUCCGGCCUAAGUGGCGUUGAAGCGACCUUUGAAGGCACUUCUCGUACCGUGGGUCUGAUCGGAUUGACCACGUACAUGCUCGGAAUGGCCCUAGGAUCUCUUGUUCUCACGCCUCUGUCCGAGCUGUAUGGCAGGCUCUCAACUCACCUCAUCUCCACUGCGUUAUUCGCGAUUUUGAUCAUCCCGGUAGCGUUGGCGCCUAACAUCUCCGCUAUUCUAGCCAGCAGAUUCUUUGGAGGGUUUAUAGGAAGCGCAACAGUCUCUGCUGCCCCUGGCUCGGUCAAUGAUGUGGUGACGGGAAAGAACCGAGCUCUCGCGUUCAGCUGCUGGAGUCUCGGUGCCAUGAAUGCCGCUGUUAUUGGUCCUAUAAUGGGUGGUUUCAUUUUCCAGUAUCUCGGCUGGCGAUGGAUAAACUGGAUUGUCCUGAUAUGUGGUGGCGUGUCGUUCGUCGCACUUUGUCUAUGCAAGGAGACCUACGCACCCGUCCUUCUCAGGGCCAAGCGGGCACGGAUUCAGAAGCAAACAGGCGAUAUGCGGUGGUGGUGCCAAUACGACGAGGACAAGAAGUCAGACUCCUGGGCCAUCAUGCGGACUAGUCUGUACCGGCCGCUGCAAAUGGCUAUUUUCGAGCCCAUCUGUCUGUUCUUGGACCUCUAUGUCGGGGUGUUCUACGCCUGUCUGUUCCUCUGUUUCGUCGGCUACCCUAUCGUAUUCGAAGAGCUUCGCGGUUGGUCCCCGGGUCUCGCAGGUCUCGGAUACUGUGGAAUCGGUACUGGAGUUGCCCUAGCUGUAUGCGCGGAGCCACUCAUCCGGAGGGUUAUAAAUAAGCACCCGCAGGAUCCAGUAACGGGCCGCCCUGCGCCCGAAGCAAACGUGAGCGUCGUUUGCGUUGGAGCCAUCCUCGCUCCCAUCGGUCAGUUCUGGUUCUCGUGGACAGCGCGUCCGCCCAUCCACUGGAUUUCUCCUAUCCUAGCGGGAAUUCCGUUCGGAUUUGGAAACGGGCUGGUGUUCAUAUAUGUCGUGAACUACCUCGCUGGGAGCUAUGGGAUAUACACGGCCUCUGCGAUUGGGGGUAUGUCCGUGGUGCGCUAUGUUUUUGCGGCUGUUCUGCCCUUGGCAGGGACCAAAAUGUAUCAUGCCUUGGGAGUCAACUGGGCGGGUACGAUGUUGGCUCUGAUUGAGGUCUUGUUGAUUCCUAUUCCUUUCGUGUUUUAUAGAUAUGGAGGGAAGAUCCGGCAGCGAAGUGUUCUCAUCUCGAAGCUAAGCUGA